CGCCAUGAUGCUGAAGCCUUCCCCACCAUGUUUUCGCAACGAUUUCCUAUUUGGUUUAUGUAUGGAUCAUGGAGAAGAUGGAAGUUUGGAUUCUCUCCAUCUGUAUCCACAUGUUCGAACCUCGGCUGUGCGACUCCGCAUCGUCGUCUUGGUCUUAUUUAGUCUCACAUCGUCGCAACAGUAUGAUCGUAUUUUCAAGUGUAUAAUCAUUUAUCGUCUUAAUUAACUUCAUCAUGUCUCUCGAUAACUCUCUCCAGCUUGCCCGCCAAUUCAUCCAAACGGCUCUUUCGCACCUCCCCGAGCCUGCGCAACAUGCUCUGCAAACUCCACUCGCACAAAAGACUAUCACUGGUCUUGUCGCUCUGGGACUCUUGCGACAGAUCAAUAGUUCUUUGUCACACUGGUCGCUGAACAAUUGGCAGCGCGCGCUUCCAUGGAAGGGUGACAAAGAACUUGUCCUCAUUACCGGUGGAAGCAGUGGUAUUGGAAAGCAGAUCGUGGAGGAUCUGUCCAAGGCGGGAGUUCGCGUGGUGAUUUUGGAUAUCCAGGAUCCAUCCUUCAAGCUGCCCUCGAAUGUCACAUUCUAUAAGACCGACAUCACAAACUCAGCCGCCAUCAAAACAGUCGCGGACCAGAUCCGCGCCAACCAAGGCGAACCCACCGUCAUUGUCAACAACGCUGGUGUGGGAUACGAUGGCACGAUUCUUGAUGAGCCCGAGGCUAAGAUCCGCUUGACCUUCGAAGUUAACACUAUGGCGCAUUUCUGGACUGUCAGGGAGUUCUUGCCAAACAUGAUCAAAAACAACCACGGCCAUAUAAUCACAGUGGCCAGUAUGGCGAGCUUCGUGUCGCUGGGUGAGAUGGCAGAUUACUCGUGCUCCAAGGCGAGUGCAUUGGCCUUCCACGAGGUGUUGAACCAGGAGUUGCGACACUGGUACGAUGCUAGGAAGGUUCGAACCAGUAUCAUCCACCCUCUCUGGGUCCGUACCCCUAUGAUCCAGCAGCUCUCCGAUGCUGGAAAGGACUUCAAGCAGCCCAUUAUGACCCCCGAGCUGGUUUCGAACGCAGUCGUCAAGCAGAUCCUUACACAGAGCAGUGGCCAGGUGAUUCUUCCUGCCAUGAACUCGAGUUAUAGUCUGGUCAGGGCAUUCCCGUCGUGGAUGCAGGAAGGAGUUCGGGGGAUUGGAUCUGGGAUUUUGAAGCACAUGCGGAAUGCGCAGCCAGAUGCGCACUUGUAGACAAAUGUUCAUUGUGUGAUGUAUGAUGUACUUUUUAUAUCCAUGCUUGCCAUUCUAUUAUGUGAUUAUUUGAUUCUACUGUUCGUGUAGAUAGG
Aspergillus wentii DTO 134E9 is the source of this 1333-nucleotide messenger RNA. Its product is annotated as SDR family oxidoreductase. The record is from RefSeq and is a predicted model, not a curated record. The transcript is spliced from 3 exons. Gene Ontology annotation, molecular function: oxidoreductase activity, acting on the CH-OH group of donors, NAD or NADP as acceptor. Lineage: Eukaryota; Fungi; Ascomycota; Eurotiomycetes; Eurotiales; Aspergillaceae. The coding region runs from base 234 to 1238 and encodes 334 amino acids.